AUCUCUCUCCUUCUCUACUUCACCGCCAUCGUCGUCUUCCUCUCUUCACUCCCUCCUCUCCGCCAAGCUCCGUCGCCGGCGCCACCAAUGGAGAGGAACCACUCCUCCGCCUCUUCAUCGGAGGACGAGGAGGAGGACCUCCACGCCCUCAUUCCUCAGAAUGAGACCAAGCCCCCACCUCGCCGCUUGGCAUCCUUCGAGAUCGACACUAACGCUCUCAAAUCCCGCUUAUCCCGCGGAUUCUCCGGUAGCCGGCGUUACCUUAUUGCCCUUCUUCUCCCCGUCGUCCUCGUCCUUGUCUACUUCUUCGUCGACUUCGGCCAUCUCUUCCGUACCGUCACUGCCAUCCGGCCAGAUACCCCGGCUGAUCUCAUGCGUGAAUCUGAGCUUCACGCGCUUUAUCUUCUCCGGAACCAGCAGGAGUCGCUUCUUCGGCUUUGGAAUCGCACGCUGGUGGCGGAUCAAGCUAGAUCUGGUAACCCCUCGCUUUCCCCUUCUCCUCCUCCGACUCUCCACUCGAGCUUGUCCUUGGAGGACUUCAAAUCGGCGGUGAUCAACCAGAUCCGGCUGAACAAGGAGAUCCAGAAGGCCCUGCUUUCCUCGCAUCGCGCCGGGAACGAGUCGGUGAAAUCGCAGGAUGACAAUGCGGAUCCCGAUCUGUCCGGAUUCGGCGUCGAUGUUUGCAAGAAGGUUGAGAGGCCGGUGGAGAGAAGGGCGAUCGAAUGGAGGCCGAGGAAAGAUAGGUACUUGUUCGCAGUCUGUACUUCGGGGCAAAUGUCCAACCAUUUGAUCUGCUUGGAGAAGCACAUGUUCUUUGCGGCGCUUCUCGAGCGCACCCUCAUCUUGCCAAGCCCUAAAUUUGAUUACCAGUAUGAUCGUGUCCUCGAUAUCAACCACAUCAAUGAGUGUUUUGGCAGGAAGGUGGUAAUGAAUUUCGAUGAAUUUUCAGAGAUGAAGAAGAAAAGUAUGAGGAUUGAUAGGUUCAUAUGUUACAUGGCCUCGCCACCUUGUUUUUUGGAUGAAGAACAUCUCAAGAAGUUGAAGAACUUGGGUAUUUCGCUGGGAAAGAUUGAUGUGGCAUGGCCUGAGGAUGCCAAACUCAAGGAGCAGAAGAAGAGAGUUGCUGGGGAUGUUACGGGGAAGUUCUUAUCUAACGAUGAGGUUAUUGCUGUUGGAGAUUUGUUCUAUGCUAACGUGGAGGAGGAUUGGGUGAUGCAGCCUGGAGGUCCUCUUGCUCACAAGUGCAAGACUGCCCUCCAACCUAGUCGGCUUAUACUGCUAACUGCACAGCGGUUUGUGCAGACUUUCUUGGGUGGUAACUUUAUAGCUCUGCAUUUUAGGCGGCAUGGCUUUUUGAAGUUCUGCAACGCCAAAGCAGAGAGCUGCUUCUACCCCAUUCCUCAGGCAGCAGAAUGCAUAGUAAGGGUUGUAGAGAAGGCAAAUGCACCAGCAAUCUAUUUAUCCACAGAUGCCGUGGAUAGUGAAACCAAUCUUCUCCAGUCUAUGGUUGUACUAAAUGAUAAGACAAUCCCAUUGAUCAAGAGACCCGAUCAUACUUCCGUCGAGAAAUGGGAUGCCUUACUUUACAGGAAUCACCUGGGUGGAGACAGUCAGGUGGAAGCCAUGUUAGACAAGACUAUAUGUGCAUUGUCAAACGUAUUCAUCGGAUCAUCAGGUUCAACAUUCACCGACGACAUCUCACGCCUCCGACGAGGCUGGGGCUCGGCCUCACACUGCGACGAGUAUCUCUGCCAAGGAGAACGGCCGAACUUCAUCGCCGAACAAGAAUGAAAACAAACUUAACCAUGUUUGCAGAAUAUCUCUAGUUUCACCUCCCCUCAUUCUUUUGUGAUUGAUUGCCUGUACAUUUCUUUGUUGUAAAUUGAGUGUACAAACUACAAACAACUUCAUAUGCUUAUCAAAUCUUUUAAAAUAGCCUAAUUAA
This is a messenger RNA of Dioscorea cayenensis subsp. rotundata (Guinea yam), 1945 nucleotides long. Its product is annotated as O-fucosyltransferase 36-like. Gene Ontology annotation, biological process: protein O-linked glycosylation via fucose. The record is from RefSeq and is a predicted model, not a curated record. Gene Ontology annotation, molecular function: peptide-O-fucosyltransferase activity. NCBI's taxonomy places the organism in Eukaryota, Viridiplantae, Streptophyta, Magnoliopsida, Dioscoreales, Dioscoreaceae. Bases 88 to 1791 code for a protein of 567 amino acids. The transcript is spliced from 3 exons.